GUGAGAUUGCAGCCAGUCCGGGGGAUCGGGGACAGACAUGGAGAAGGAGAUGGAGGACCCCCUGGCUGGAGCAGACCAACAGAAUAGGCAACUAUGGCUGGAGAACCGGGUAUCAGAGUAAUGCUUGACCUCGGGAAACACCAAAUUUCUUCUUCCGAUCGCAGAAGUAGUACUCGGCGAAAUUCACUAGGUAGGAGGCUCCUCAUCUGGGAAGAACCGGUGCCUGGGGGGACCUGGCUGGAUAGGUAUGGGGGAUCGAGGCCGGUCCCCUAGUCUCCGGUCCCCCCAUGGCAGUCCUCCAACUCUAAGCACCCUCACUCUCCUGCUGCUCCUCUGUGGACAGGCUCACUCCCAGUGCAAGAUCCUCCGCUGCAAUGCCGAGUACGUCUCGUCCACUCUGAGCCUUCGGGGAGGGGGCUCACCGGACACGCCACAUGGAGGCGGCCGUGGUGGGCCGGCCUCAGGUGGCUUGUGUCGCGCCCUGCGCUCCUACGCUCUCUGCACGCGGCGCACCGCCCGCACCUGCCGCGGGGACCUCGCUUUCCACUCCGCGGUGCAUGGCAUAGAGGACCUGAUGAUCCAGCACAACUGCUCACGCCAGGGUCCCACGGCCUCGCCCCCGGCCCGGGGUCCUGCCCUGCCCGGGGCCGGCCCAGCGCCCCUGACCCCAGAUCCCUGUGACUAUGAAGCCCGGUUUUCCAGGCUGCACGGUCGAACCCCGGGUUUCUUGCAUUGUGCUUCCUUUGGAGACCCCCAUGUGCGCAGCUUCCACAAUCACUUUCACACAUGCCGCGUCCAAGGAGCUUGGCCCCUACUAGAUAACGACUUCCUCUUUGUCCAAGCCACCAGCUCCCCGGUAGCAUCGGGAGCCAACGCUACCACCAUCCGGAAGAUCACUAUCAUAUUUAAAAACAUGCAGGAAUGCAUUGACCAGAAAGUCUACCAGGCUGAGGUAGACAAUCUUCCUGCAGCCUUUGAAGAUGGUUCUGUCAAUGGGGGCGACCGACCUGGGGGCUCGAGUUUGUCCAUUCAAACUGCUAACCUUGGGAGCCACGUGGAGAUUCGAGCUGCCUACAUUGGAACAACUAUAAUCGUUCGUCAGACAGCUGGACAGCUCUCCUUCUCCAUCAGGGUAGCGGAGGAUGUGGCACGGGCCUUCUCUGCUGAGCAGGAUCUACAGCUGUGUGUUGGGGGAUGCCCUCCGAGCCAGCGACUCUCUCGCUCAGAGCGCAAUCGCCGUGGGGCGAUAGCCAUAGAUACUGCCAGAAGGUUGUGUAAGGAAGGGCUUCCGGUUGAAGAUGCCUACUUCCAAUCCUGCGUCUUUGAUGUUUCAGUCUCCGGUGACCCCAACUUUACUGUGGCAGCUCAGUCAGCUCUGGACGAUGCCCGAGUCUUCUUGACCGAUUUGGAGAACUUGCACCUUUUCCCAGUAGAUGCGGGGCCUCCCCUCUCUCCAGCCACCUGCCUAGUCCGGCUUCUUUCGGUCCUCUUUGUUCUGUGGUUUUGCAUUCAGUAAGUAGGCCAGCAACCCGUGACUAGUUUGGAAACGGUUUGAGGAGAGAGGUUGAUGUGAGAAAACACAAAGAUGUGCCAAAGGAAACAGUGGGGACAGGAGACAACGACCUUACUCAAUCACACGAGGUUGCAGUCCAGGGCUGAAAUGACCCUAGAAUAAAGAUUCUGAGACAGGGUUUUGCACUCCAGACCUUGGUAUGGGCUCCCCAUGAAUUUCCCCAUUAGUGAUUUCCCACUUGUAGUGAAAUUCUACUCUCUGUACACCUGAUAUCACUCCUGCAAGGCUAGAGAUUGUGAGAGCGCUAAGGGCCAGCAAAACAUUAAAGGGCUGAGAUAUCUUAAAGGCAGAAACUAGAAAAGGGGAAACCAUGAUUAUCUAUAAGAAAAUCAAAAGAGGGGUUUGGGAAUUUAGCUCAGUGGUAGAGCACUUGCCUAGCAAGCGCAAGGCCCUGGGUUCGGUCCCCAGCUCCUAAAAAAGAAAAAAAAAAUCAAAAGAGAAAAAACUAAUUAAGGCAAGCUUUUUGGUUCAGAAAUGAAGUGGGCAUUGUCUGGCAGAGGAAGUCAGCUUUUGGAGACUGGCACCAACAUCUCCACCCUUCCUACUCUGUUAUUAAAGUGACGAAUUCCCCA
Messenger RNA from Rattus norvegicus (Norway rat), 2145 nucleotides. RefSeq names its product hemojuvelin BMP co-receptor (gene Hjv). The transcript is spliced from 4 exons. Bases 248 to 1516 code for a protein of 422 amino acids. Gene Ontology annotation, cellular component: plasma membrane. The record is from RefSeq and is marked validated. Lineage: Eukaryota; Metazoa; Chordata; Mammalia; Rodentia; Muridae.